AUGAACAUACCGCAGCGUCAAUUUAGCAAUGAGGAAGUCAACCGCUGCUAUUUAAGAUGGCAACAUUUAAGAAAUGAACACGGGAUGAAUGCUCCAAGCGUACCGGAGUUCAUUUACCUGACUAAAGUGCUACAGUUUGCUGCCAAGCAACGACAAGAAUUACAAAUGCAACGCCAACAGCAAGGUGUUUCAGUUUCCCAGCAGAACAUUGUCCCAAAUUCUUCAGAUCAAGCAGAACUUCCGAACGCUACUUCCUCACACAUUUCAGCUUCAGCUUCCCCACAUUUAGCUGCGAAUAUGCAAUUGAAUGGCAAUGAGUCUUUUAGCACUUCUGCUCACCAAUCGCCAACCAUGCACACACAGAUGCCGUUAAAUAGCAGUGUUGGUAACAACAUGCUACCACAACGGCAGUCUUCAGUUGGUUCACUGAAUGCAACAAAUUUUUCACCACCGCCAGGCAACAACGAGGAAAGUGUUGCGGAGAAGCCCGAUAACUCAAGCCACAAUAACUUCAGUCUUAAUGCAUCUGAACCGCAGUCCCAAAACCAAUCAUUGCAGGAGCAACAUCACAUCCAAGAUUCAAAUUUGGUAUCGGGUUCGCAGAUAAAUUCUCCGAUGCCUCAGCAAGCUCAAAUGCAACAAGCACAGUUUCAAGCACAACAAUCACAACAAGGCCAAAAUUUUCAGGCAAGACCACAGCAAGGGAGAAGGUUACCCAUGACAAUGUUCACUGCCGAGCAGUCCGAAUUGCUGAAGGCUCAGAUUACAUCCUUAAAAUGUUUGGUGAAUAGAAAACCUAUUCCAUUUGAAUUUCAAGCUGUUAUCCAAAAAUCCAUCAAUCAUCCGCCAGACUUCAAAAGAAUGUUACUAUCUUUGAGUGAGUUUGCUAGAAGAAGACAACCUGUAGAUCAAAUCAAUCAAUUAGAUCAUAGUAGCAACGAUACGCAAAAAACUCGUGUUAACGCGCAUCAUACUGGUACAAACACUGAUCACGUGUCUGAAGUAACAAAAAAUGCGCCUUUGGAUAGCAAUAAUGAGACUAUUGCAUCUGUUUCACCAGCUGGUGCCUCUAAUAAACAUAAUCAAAAAAGUAGUCCACUUGAUGAAAAUACACAAAAUGUAGGUGGCACUCCUAUGGCGCAUACGGGAUCAAAGAAAGAAGAAAAAGAAAGUGUGCCAAAAGAAGCUAAAACAAUACCCAAUAGUGACCAAAUUCCCAUUGAACAAAAAAAACCGCCAGAACCACAAAAGCCCGUUCCUUUAAAUAUUCUCCAACAGCAAUAUGAAGAAGGUAUAAGAGUAGUAGAUAUAGACGAUCCUGAUAUGAUGGUCGAUUCUUUCACAAUGCCAAAUAUCUCCCGUGAGAGUACUGAUUACCAGACUUUACUAGCUAAUUCAGGUCAUGGAAAGUUCACUAUUGAACCUGGCGUUUUGCCGGUUGGAAUUGACACACACACUGCUACUGAUAUUUACCAAACAUUAAUCGCUUUAAAUCUUGAUACUACGGUGAACGACUGUCUGAAUAAACUGUUGAAUGAUGAAUGUUCUGAAUCAAUCAAGGAAGAUGCACUCUAUGAUUAUUAUGCAUUGCAAUUGUUACCGCUACAAAAAGCUGUAAGAGGUCAUGUGCUGCAAUUUGAAUGGCACCAAAACUCUUUAUUAACUAAUACACAUCCAAAUUUUCUUUCCAAGAUAAGAAACAUUAACAUUCAAGAUGCAUUACUAACAAAUCAGCUAUAUAAGAAUCAUGAAUUAUUAAAGCUAGAAAGAAGGAAGAUCGAAGCGGCGGCAAAAUUAAAGUCAAUGAAUAGAUCUGCAAUCAAUCAAUACAAUAAAAGACAAGAUAAAAAGAACAAACGGCUGAAAUUUGGUCAUAGGCUUAUCGCCACCCACACUAAUUUAGAAAGAGAUGAACAAAAGAGAGCCGAAAGAAAGGCUAAAGAACGUUUACAGGCCUUGAAGGCGAAUGAUGAGGAAGCGUAUAUAAAAUUAUUAGACCAGACCAAGGAUACGAGAAUUACGCAUCUUUUAAGGCAAACGAACGCAUUUCUAGAUUCCUUAACAAGAGCCGUGAAAGAUCAACAAAAAUACACUAAAGAAAUGAUCGACUCUCAUAUAAAGGAAACGUCAGAGGAGGUGGACGAUCUAUCUAUGGCACCAAAGAUGAAGGAUGAAGAAUACGAUGAUGAAGAAGAUAGUCUUAACGUCGACUAUUACAAUGUUGCACAUAGAAUUAAAGAAGAUAUUAAGAAACAACCUUCAAUUCUGGUUGGUGGUACACUAAAAGACUACCAAAUUAAAGGAUUACAGUGGAUGGUCUCCCUUUUUAAUAACCAUUUAAAUGGUAUAUUAGCAGACGAAAUGGGUCUUGGUAAGACCAUUCAGACAAUUUCCUUACUUACGUAUUUAUAUGAGAUGAAGAAUAUCCGUGGGCCAUAUCUGGUCAUUGUUCCUUUAUCUACGUUAUCAAAUUGGAGCAGUGAAUUCGCCAAAUGGGCUCCAACUUUGAGAGCCAUUUCGUUCAAAGGCUCACCAAAUGAAAGAAAAGCUAAACAGGCUAAGAUUAAAGCCGGUGAAUUUGAUGUAGUUUUGACCACAUUUGAGUAUAUUAUCAAAGAAAGAGCACUGUUAUCUAAAGUUAAAUGGGUUCAUAUGAUUAUUGAUGAAGGGCAUAGAAUGAAAAACGCACAAUCCAAGCUUUCCUUAACUCUAAACACACAUUACCAUGCCGACUAUAGGUUAAUUUUGACUGGUACACCCCUUCAGAAUAACUUGCCGGAAUUAUGGGCUUUACUAAACUUCGUAUUGCCGAAGAUUUUCAACUCUGUGAAAUCUUUUGAUGAGUGGUUCAAUACUCCUUUUGCCAACACUGGUGGACAAGACAAAAUUGAACUAAGUGAGGAAGAAACCCUUUUGGUUAUUAGAAGAUUACAUAAAGUUUUACGACCCUUUCUGUUACGUCGUUUAAAAAAAGAUGUGGAAAAAGAGCUUCCGGAUAAAGUUGAAAAAGUAGUGAAGUGCAAAAUGAGUGCUUUGCAACAAAUCAUGUAUCAGCAAAUGUUGAAAUAUCGUCGUCUUUUCAUUGGUGAUCAAAAUAAUAAGAAAAUGGUAGGUUUAAGAGGUUUCAAUAAUCAAAUUAUGCAACUUAAAAAAAUCUGUAAUCACCCUUUUGUAUUUGAAGAAGUUGAGGAUCAAAUAAAUCCCACAAGAGAAACAAAUGACGAUAUUUGGCGUGUUGCAGGUAAGUUUGAACUGUUAGAUAGAAUUUUACCAAAACUUAAGGCAACAGGUCAUCGAGUAUUAAUAUUUUUUCAAAUGACCCAAAUUAUGGAUAUCAUGGAAGAUUUUUUGAGAUACAUCAAUAUCAAGUAUCUGAGACUAGAUGGUCAUACGAAAUCAGAUGAGCGUAGUGAAUUAUUACGCUUGUUUAACGCACCAGAUUCAGAAUACUUGUGUUUUAUCCUGUCGACAAGAGCAGGUGGUCUGGGAUUGAAUUUGCAAACUGCAGACACCGUCAUUAUUUUUGACACCGACUGGAAUCCACAUCAAGAUUUACAAGCGCAGGAUAGGGCGCAUAGAAUAGGCCAAAAGAAUGAAGUUAGAAUUUUAAGGCUGAUUACUACAAACUCUGUCGAAGAAGUUAUUCUAGAAAGAGCUUAUAAGAAACUGGAUAUUGAUGGCAAGGUUAUUCAAGCAGGUAAAUUUGAUAAUAAGUCUACAUCAGAGGAACAAGAAGCUUUACUCAGAUCUUUGCUAGAUGCCGAAGAAGAACGUAGAAAAAAAAGAGAAUCUGGUGUUGAAGAAGAAGAGGAAUUGAAAGAUACAGAGAUUAAUGAAAUACUUGCUCGUACUGAUGAAGAAAUGGUUACCCUUGCGAAAAUGGAUGAAGAUAGAUCAAAGAAGGAGGAAGAGUUAGGAGUGAAGAGCCGUCUUUUAGAAAAGAACGAAUUACCCGAUAUUUAUAGUAGAGAUAUUGGUGCUGAGCUUAAACGUGAAGAAUCAGAAUCUGCUGCUGUUUACAAUGGAAGGGGUGCAAGAGAACGUAAGACAGCAACUUACAACGAUAAUAUGUCUGAAGAACAAUGGUUAAGACAAUUCGAAGUUAGCGAUGAUGAAAAAAAUGACAAGAAAGCAAGGAAACAAAGAACAAAGAAGGAAGAAAAAAGCGAAACAGUUGAUGGGGACGCAGAAGUCAAAGACGAAUACAUUGACGUUGAUAAUGAAGAUCCUAGAAACAACCAUAAUUUAACUGAAGAUCAAUUAGGUACAGACUUGACCAUAGAUGACGAUGAAUAUCUAGCUAAAAAAAGAAAGGCGGGAAGACCUCGUGGGAGACCUAAGAAAGUUAAGCUUGAGGCUUCUGAAAAUGCUGGACCAUCAGCACUCGAAUCAAGCCCGGUUACCGGCGAUAAUUCACCAAGUGAGAGUUUUAUGGCCAUUCAGAAACCACAUACAGCUGGAAAAACAUCUGUUAAAUCAGCGAGAACCUCAGCAAGAGGUCGUGGACGGGGUCGAGGCCGUGGACGAGGUCGUGGACGAGGUCGUGGAAGACCACCAAAAGCAAGAAACGGCCUUGAGUAUGUCCGUACUCCCGUUGCCGCGACCAGUCCUCUUGAUAUUAGAGAAAAGGUCGCUAAGCAAGCUUUAACAUUAUACGAAUUUGCCCGUAAUUAUGAAAAUGAAGCUGGAAGGAGACUUUCCGACAUUUUUCUCGUAAAACCGUCCAGAGCCCUAUAUCCUGAUUAUUAUAUUAUCAUUAAGUAUCCAGUAGCCUUUGAUAAUAUCAACACACAUAUUGAAUCUUUGGCCUAUAACUCACUAAAAGAGACACUCCAAGAUUUUCAUUUAAUAUUCUCUAAUGCCAGAGUAUACAACACUGAAGGUUCGAUAGUGUAUGAAGACUCUUUGGAAUUGGAAAAAGCUGUUACCAAAAAAUUCCACGAGAUAAUGGAUGAUGACGUGCCGCUCGACUUUACUGAAUUUGAUGAACAGUAUGGCACUAAGCCGCUCGUCUUGUCUCCUAUUGUUGCUUCAAGCAUGACAGAAGCUCUUACAGAUGAAGCAGACUCCAGUAUGACGGAAGGAAGUAUAUAA
This is a messenger RNA of Saccharomyces mikatae IFO 1815, 5094 nucleotides long. RefSeq names its product SWI/SNF catalytic subunit SNF2 (gene SNF2). Gene Ontology annotation, molecular function: histone binding; DNA binding; ATP-dependent chromatin remodeler activity. Bases 1 to 5094 code for a protein of 1697 amino acids. The transcript has a single exon. Gene Ontology annotation, cellular component: nucleus. The record is from RefSeq and is a predicted model, not a curated record. NCBI's taxonomy places the organism in Eukaryota, Fungi, Ascomycota, Saccharomycetes, Saccharomycetales, Saccharomycetaceae. Gene Ontology annotation, biological process: positive regulation of transcription by RNA polymerase II.